CUGUUCACCUUUUAGAAUAAAUCAACCUUAUUCUAAGAAGAUUAUUACACAAUAUUCGCGAGUUGGGAUUUCUCGUGUCUUCUGAAACUCCAGCUGAGCUCCAACUUUUUAACAUUACUCUCAAAAUGUGUUGUGAGGGACGCUAGCUUCUAAUCAGACUGCUUCCAAUGUGAAUGUAAAUGAACGCAUUUUGCCUUGAAAUAAGGGCUUCAAAAGUUACAAGAUGGCUUCCACUAAAGUCUCUCAUGAUGAUGACAACCUGGAUUUCAAUAAGAUAGAAGCAGAAGUACAGAAAGCAGUGGACAAUGAUGCUAAAUACUGGCGAGAGAAUGACGCAAAGAUCAGAGCUGUAGAGCAAAGAGUUGGAACAUAUGAUGAAUUUAGAGAGAUAGUUUUAGCAGCCCACCUUCAGCCGCUGGAGAAAGAGGACAAAAUCAGCAGCAUGGGAACAUUCACACAGGUUUGGAACCAGGCUGCUGAAAAGAAGACUAUAUCGACGGAAGAGAGAAAGGAAGAGGAAGGAAACUUCCGGACAGAGGGUACGUUCAAUGUUCCGAAGUCUGGACAAGAAUUUGUGCAACGCUGGAAAAGGCUUGGUAAAUCUGCCGCUGAUCAGAGGAAGUUUCUUUUCACCAUUGGUGCUACCAAAAUAUCCGAGCUCUUCAAGACAGAAAUCAGUGGAGGAUUACUCGGUGAAUUUCUCGAGUGCUUUCAAGUCUUUGCCAACGAUGAAGUUGUGUCAGUGAUAGAGAUGUUGGAAGCUUUCAUGAAGUCGCAGAGGUUUUCACUUUCCCUAGCUUUCUUAAGUCGGAAAGAGAAAGCUGCUUGUGCUGCUUUGCUUGAGACUUUGAAGGCACAUGCGACGGUAACUAGCAGUCCGGACCUCACAGAGAGGGUAGCGGGAAUAGAAAAAAACUUUUGUGGCGAGAAAUGAGGUGAAUUCGCAACGUUUAUUUCAUAAUGAACACUUUUUGAUUGAAAGACAAAGAGAGAGACAACUGAAAAUUGUUUUAUUUUUUCGUUGUGAGUUAUUUCACCUGUGCAGUGAAAAACUUUGCAAUUUGAGUGGACAUAUUUCUGUUCACGUAUUCUUUGCUUUCUAAGGAAGGAAGUUAUUCUAACAAACCAAGAUGUUAAAUUCUGUUGUGUUUUUUGUAUAUUUUUGGUUUGAAUUUAAUACAGUUUUGAAUAAAGAGAAGCACAUUGGUACAACAAUAAUGACAGUCGUUUGGUGCUGGAGGAAGCCUUAAAAAAGCCGGCAGAAGCAACAGAGGGAAAGGGAAGAAGUAGAAUCUACCAACGAUGCCUUCCAACUACCUACUGUGUAUUUUUGUAUAAGAUUAUUCUGGUACAGAAUUAGUUACUUAUGACCUUCCCAAGAUUGUAAGUAUCAUGCAUUCUCACUAUGUAUUAUCCUUCUUUAUGC
This is a messenger RNA of Aplysia californica (California sea hare), 1426 nucleotides long. RefSeq names its product coiled-coil domain-containing protein 103. The record is from RefSeq and is a predicted model, not a curated record. Gene Ontology annotation, cellular component: outer dynein arm. Lineage: Eukaryota; Metazoa; Mollusca; Gastropoda; Aplysiida; Aplysiidae. The transcript has 5 exons. The coding region runs from base 224 to 934 and encodes 236 amino acids. Gene Ontology annotation, biological process: epithelial cilium movement involved in extracellular fluid movement; determination of left/right symmetry; inner dynein arm assembly.